Corythoichthys intestinalis (scribbled pipefish) is the source of this 3959-nucleotide messenger RNA. RefSeq names its product SMC5-SMC6 complex localization factor protein 2-like. The coding region runs from base 94 to 3321 and encodes 1075 amino acids. The record is from RefSeq and is a predicted model, not a curated record. The transcript is spliced from 2 exons. NCBI's taxonomy places the organism in Eukaryota, Metazoa, Chordata, Actinopteri, Syngnathiformes, Syngnathidae.
AAAGCAGUGGGAGACUCCAAGGCCCAUAAUGCAACACGCUAAAUUUAGUUUACUUCGGGCGGGUAAUGCUGUGAUUCGAAUUCUCUUUGAAAUAUGUCGAUAACGAAGGACUAUCUUAGUCACAAAAUGAAAAAUACAGCAGAAAAUAAUGGGGACAGUAGAGCACAUACAAUACCAGAAUACUAUUCCCCAAAGAUUAAAGAGACUCCAAUGAAACCGUCUCAGACCACCAACCACAUAGACCUGCCUAGAAGAAGAUUGCCACUCUCAAGUCCCGACUUGUACCAGCACCACCAGCUGCCAUCGCAGCACCAACUCCCCAGUCCUUUGUCGCAAAUUUCCUCACCAGAGUCGCAGCGCCGGGAACAAUGUCCUUCCUUUCUUCGGAUGCCGUUCGGCUCAUCGGCCCACUACCGCAAGACGAAUUCAAGUACUUGCUCUCUAUUACAAAACGUCAGUAGAGAGUCCAAAUCCAGGGCGGUGUCGGACUCUGGACAAAGACUACUACUGUCAGCGAAGGAAAGUUUGCCACCACCUCGAAAUGAAAAAUCCAUUACAGCCUUGUGCUUUACGCACCCUCAGAAACGCCACAGGGAGUGUGAGGACGGCGUUGUCAAAAAGCUUUGUCUCAAGUCUUCAGAAUCACCUUCCCAAAUCGCAGAUGAACUAUCCACACAAUCACCUUGGACGCCGUCCGAACUGACUGUCAAACAACCUUUUUUAGGAGUAAUGCAGCUCAAAAUAAAUUCCUUCGACGGUAACAUCGCCUCCUUGCAACCUUUAUCCAAGGGAGACGUUUCCAAGAAAAUGCCCAAAGAACUCAACGGAAAGGAAAAAGCUCAAACUGACCACACGAAGGAAAUCAAUUUACUUCAGAAACCCCAACAAAAGUCUUCCGAGUUGUCAAUCACGACUCCGAAACUGGAAUCGCAAGGCGUUCCUCACCAUUCGCCCACCAAGUCAAAUCAUUUGCUGACCAAACAAAGAAAGGCGCACCAACGAAGAAGGACGACAUACAUUCCCGACGACUACGAUCAAUUGUUCACCCCGGACGUCAUCCUCAGCCCUUUCCCGAAGAGCACACAGUCCAAAUGCGAUGACGGAAAUCCAGAAUGCAAGAAUUCCCAGAGCUCUUUUACUAAAAUGAAUAAAUUUGCUUCUCCUGCGGAAGAGUUGAUCCCAGCGAAACACUGCCAUAUUUCCUCACCUUACGUUUCGGAAGAUAUCGAAUAUAAACCCAUUCCUGCUGAAUCCAAAAUGAAUUCUCCACACAAGUGCUCGACAGAUGAGGGGCUGACACCCAAAGUGUUUGCUUCUCCUGCGGAAGAGUUGAUUCCAGCGAAACACUGCCAUAUUUCCUUACCUUACGUUUCGUUAGUAAGGCUAAGGAUUGAAGAUAUUGAAUAUAAACCCAUUCCUGCUGAAUCCAAAAUGAAUUCUCUACACAAAUGCUCGACAGAUGAGAGACUGACACCCAAAGUGUGCACACUGCCCGCGAUUCAAAGCAAUUCUGACGAGGAUCUGGAUUUAAGCCUCGGUAUCACUUUCCAAUCGGACUCGAGCCAAGCUUCCAAAAGCAGCGACGAAGACCAGCUGUUGUCCUUGGAGAUUAUGAGCCAGGUUUUGAAGGUUCCACCUAAAUCAGAGAUAUCUGGUGGAUUUUCUAGUGCCUUAAACACGCUGACAAUCUCAGAAAGACAGGUGUACAACAGCCUGGACAAGUUGCUGGAAGAGGUUGACACCCGAAAAAAGUCCAAAGAAAAUGAGGCCCAACUUCGUACGGCGUGCGACAAAGUACUCAUGGAAGUAGCCGAGUACCACGAGGAGGAAAACUGCGUAAAGGAUGUAGACAAACAAUUGGAAAUACUGCAGCGUGACUCGUUGGAUUCCAGUAGGAUCAGAGAGGUGCCGCCGGGGGAAGAGGUGUUCCACCUACACAAGUUCGGUCAAAUCUUCAAUCAGGAUUCGCUGCAGCUCAGACGGUGCUCCGUCAAACCGCAGAACAACAUGCAGAAAAUUAUUCUCAGGUCCAGCCCAGCUCUGCUGAAACAAUAUGUGAACACGGGCUCGUUCCAGCGAGAAUUCAGCUACAACUCACCCUGUCCCACGCAAGUGUCCCAGUUCCUCUUCAAGAUGAUGUCUGUGCAUUCUGACUGGAAAUUUUCUGACAAAAUACUGCAGGUUCUCUGUGAAACGGCCAAAUCUGCCACCUAUAAUACUGUGAAAAACAAGAACGAGGCGUUUACCGUGUGGAUUCCCACUUUGGCAGACAUAACGUUGGUGCUGAUGAACAUGGGCGUGUCGUUUGUCACGCUAUUCCCGCUUGAAAAUCUGCAGCCCCCAUUCACAGAGAGAGAUAUACUUACAAAUGUUGAUAUUCAAACUGAAUGGACUUUUGGCAAUGAGCGAGGGGAAAUAUUUCCAGAACACAACUGCAGAAACAGCUUCGAGUACCUGUCGUGCUGCCUGAGCCUGUGCACGUACGCAUACGUCGACGACGAGCUUCUCUUGCUGAUGACCAUGUGUGCUCGAGUGGCUCUCGACACAAACAUCAUCUCCUUGGGCGGUGUGAAGAUUGACACUCUGCUGGAAAAGAUAGUCAACAAUGUUAGGGACUGGGACACCAUGCUCCCCAGAAUCUGCCGGGCACUCACUGACCUGACGGAUGACCACCUCAACAUGUGCUAUCUGGUUCAACUGCUGCCUAACAGCCACCACCAAUUCCUUCGCCAGCAUCUUAGUCUCUCCAUGAUCUCCAAACUUUUAGACAGGACUUGUCAAUACAAACCAACUGGAGAGGAAAUGAAGCUCACUGCGCUGCAGCCGUACGUGCUGAGAAUGCAACCCUCGUCCCUCCACAGUUUCAUUUCGAGCAUCUGCAACGAGAGUUCCUCGGAAGACGACGCAAAUUUUUCGGAUCGGCAGUCGUACGACCUUUGCCACAGCCUGCUCACAUUGACAAGCCAAGCCUCUAAUUUCGAGUCAUUCCCGACGCAUCAGAAAGAACAUCUGCUGACUCUCUCUUCUGAUUUGAGAACUCGCGUCGGGUGUAACAUUAGAACAUCUGAAAAGUGUUUGUACAAGAGCAAGGUGAAUGAUCUGCUGACCAGGAUCUACACCAAGUGGCAGAUUGUCCUUCAGCAGAUGCAGCCUCCUCAUUCUAAGACUCGAGACUAUUUGAAGCCAUCGUCCAUUGGAACAUUACCGCACCGCUGCCAGGAAACAUACAUUGUUUCCGGCAUGAGCACUAGAGUUAAAAUGGAAUGCGAAACAAUAACAACAACAACAGAUGAACCGGGACGAGCACCCAUCCAACAGUAGUUGAACACCUUAAUUUUACAACCCCGUUUUGCACUGCUAAGCCUGUUAAACUUGAAUUAUUGACUCGUUCUCUGCUCAAUUAAAAUAUUUUUCUUUGGUAGCGCUUUUCCUACAUUUUCAGUAGGUUCAAUAGAAAACACUAUUUUUCAAAAUAAUGUAGCUUGUUUUAUACAGGCCUGUAGUGUUGAAUUGUAUAAAUUUGCUGUUAACAGUUUGGAUUUACAGAGUUUCAGUGUACAGAAUGUUUUAAUUUGUAAGAGUUUGUAAGAAGUUGAAAAUAAAAGGAAUAUCCUUAUACCUCUGGAUUAUUUUGUUGCUUGUGGCCUUUAACUUAUUCACUAUCAUUGACAGUUCUAGACAUCAAAUCCAUUUCAGAAAAUGUUUAAACCAGGGGUCCCCAAACUUUUUCCUGUGAGGACCACAUAACUUUUUUCUUCUCUGAUGAGGGGCCGGGUCAGUUUGUAACAGAAAAAGUGACGAUUGCAGGAGUGCCUAAAUGUUAAAAUGUAUUGUUUUUCAGAAAGCCACAAUCAAAUAACCCUUUCUGAAUUCUUCACGGAGCAAAAGUAAAUAAAAUAAUAAUUUAAUAUAAUAUAUAGGGCUGUCAAAAUUAUCGUGUUAACGGGCGGUGAUUAAUU